AUGUAUGGUCAGAUAGAGAGACUCAGCGACAAAAAAGUCCAACUGGCUAAAGAGAUGUACGAAGCGGUUGACGGGUUUGUUCGCAAUAAUCAUGAAAAAAAUGCAGAUGCCGAAGGAUCGCGCGAACAUUUCAAGAAAAUCUAUCUUCACAUGCCUGACCAGCAAGAUGACCCAAUUUACUGCACCUGCAAGCAGAUGUCAUUUGGCAAAAUGAUAUCCUGUGAAAAUCCUUCCUGUGAAAUUGAAUGGUUUCAUUAUUCAUGCGUUGGUCUGAGCAAGGAGCCGGAAGGUGAGGCA
This is a messenger RNA of Ostertagia ostertagi, 297 nucleotides long. The record is from the annotation of a GenBank genome assembly. Lineage: Eukaryota; Metazoa; Nematoda; Chromadorea; Rhabditida; Trichostrongylidae.